GCGGAAGCGGGAGGCGGUGCCGGGCCGGGGCUGGGAGCGGGGCCGGGAUGGUGCUGGAGGCGCUGCGGCCGCGGGUGGUGCGCUGGGCGCUGCUGGCCGCCUUCGCCGCCGGGGUGGCCGUGGGCUGGCAGGCGGGCCGGGCGCGCCGCCGCUUCCUGCGCUGGCGGCAGCGCUACCUCCAGCGCCGCCUCGCCGCCGCGCAGGAGAAGCUGGAAGCGGCCUGAGCUCCGGGCUGCCCCCGGGCUGGCCCCGGCUGCGGGCUCCCGGCGGCUCCUGCGGCGGAUUCGGCUCCUGCGGUGGGCGCUGCCUGAGCCGCUGGAAACGGGUGAAGCGCUGCUGGGGAAGGACAGCGUCCCUGGGAUAGCAGGGCUGCUGGCUGGACAGCGUCCGUGGAAUAGCGGGAAGGACGGCAUCCGUGGAAUAGCAGGGCUUCUGGAGAAGAACAGCAUCCCUGGAAUUGCAGGGUUUCUGGAGAAGGACAGCAUCCGUGGAAUAGCAGGGCUUCUGGAGAAGAACAGCAUCCCUGGAAUUGCAGGGUUUCUGGAGGACAGCAUCCCUUGAAUAGCAGUGCUGCCAGAGAGGACAGCGUCCACAGAAGUAUCAGGACUUCUCUUCUGCCCUUCGCAAAGCAAGAUCCCAAGCUGUGUCAGACUAACCGAGUAAAGAGCUGAGGAUGUGCAAGCAGCGAUCCCCAGCCGGGAAUGGACUGCUCAGGGAGGUCCCCGUCCCUGGAGGUGUCCAAGGAACAGCUGGACGUGGCACUCGGUGCUCUGGGCUGGGUGACAAGGUGGGGAUCGGUCGUGGGUGGCACUCGGUGGUCUCGGAGGUGUUUUCUAAGCUCAGCGAUUCCAUGAUUCUCGGUGG
Molecule: messenger RNA, 864 nt
Organism: Passer montanus (Eurasian tree sparrow)
Lineage: Eukaryota; Metazoa; Chordata; Aves; Passeriformes; Passeridae
Gene: MTLN
Product: mitoregulin
Exons: 1
Coding region: 48-224 (58 amino acids)
Biological process (GO): positive regulation of mitochondrial membrane potential
Cellular component (GO): mitochondrial inner membrane
Source: RefSeq, a predicted model, not a curated record